UUAAAGUGGUGAACUGUGCUCGACUCGUCGAUAAUUACGUCAUUACGUAAAUACUUUGGUGACGUGGCUUGGGCACUGGGAACAGAAGCUAGCUAGUGGGUAACAAGCCGACGACAAGGUGAGAUCGAAGAUAAUCCACAGGAGUUAUGGAAAUUGUGGAGGGCAAGUGACCGUAAGGUGUCCCAUUUUUCAGGUAUGAAAAGCGCAGAAAAAUGGCCAACAGAAGUCAGCACUAUGGGUUCCAGUCGGCCACCAUGGUGCAGUCUGCCAACGGAGGACAUGCAUACCUAUUUGGAAACAAUGGUUCAGAGAAUGACCUGUCAGAAGAGGAUGGAGAGAGUUUUGAGCUACGUCCACGUGGAAGAGAGAGGCUACGGAAGAGCACCUCCAGAGAGAGACUGGAUGAUAUUAUCUACCUUACUAGGGAUAUCCAGGAGGGGGACACCCUAAACGGCAUUGCUCUGCAGUACCAUUGCUCAGUGGCUGACAUUAAACGUGCCAACAACCUCUUGACGGAGCAGGACUUCUAUGCUCUCCGCUCGGUGAAGAUUCCUGUGAGGCGCUUCAGUGUCCUCACAGAGACUCACAACACGGGUCCUCUCAAAUCAGCCUCUCCCCCGGCAGUGCGUGGGCCCCACGCCGCAUCUGUCGCCUCGCUCCCUUCAGAGUCCUCCACAGACUCCUCAUCUUCUACCGACAGUGUAGAAGGAUUUCUGCUGGAGAAGGACAAGGACAUAGAGCAGCUGGUGAAGUCCACCGGACCCUCCCGGAGCAGCCUCAACGAGGUUGUGUCCUCCUUAACGCUGCAGCAGCCGCUGCUGGGAGAGGAGUAUAAACCCCCACAGAGGAAGGACCCGUAUUAUGGCGCAGACUGGGGCAUGAGAUGGUGGACUGCUGUGGCCAUCAUGCUGGUGGUUGGCAUCGUCACACCCGUCUUCUAUCUGCUCUAUUAUGAGGUUCUUGUGAAGUCCGACGUCAGCCAUCACGGCGUCCCCACGCAAGCCAAUGGCAACUUUAAUCAAGGACAGCUCAACGGUAAAAGUGGAGACCUUCCUGUUGUAGACAGUAAACAUUUAGAGAAUUUUCCAGCACGUGUGGCCAACAGAGAUCCAGAGAAACCUGAUUUGGACAAUGCAGUGGACAGCGACAAUAAAGGAUUUAAGGAAACAUAGCAGAACAGUAUUUCCCAUCCAAAUGGUUUAAUUCUGAGACUAAAUAAACUCUUUUUCCUAUUUUCAAGUAGUCUUAACUUUAUACAGCAGUGCAAUAUGUUUUCUUUUGGGGAUCGUAGGAGCAGUUCUUUAAAAACAAAAAUGAUUGGAAGGAAAUAUCAGCACAUUGCUUUUUUUUUUUUGAUGUAGUAAAUGUGGCCAUUUCAGAAUUCCUGACCUUACCAGUCAUAUUUUGAGUCAAAUAUUUGCAUCUAAAUGAAGGUGCAUCAGCAAAUAUUUUACAAGGAGUGAGAUCCCAUCAGCCUCACACAGCACUUCCCACAGUGAGACACUGAGCGAAGUUUGAAAAAGAACCAUUAGUCCAGUGUCAAAGCACUUUUUACACGUUUAGUUGAAGUGCGUCUUCUGCGCUAGAAACCUCUUAUUUUUAAUCCUACAAGCAUAUUUCUACCACUGUCAGUUAUUUAUUUAAAGACAAAACAGUGUUUAUUUACACGCAGUAUUGAAUAAAUAUUUGGUCUCAUUAUUCAGUUAAGUGAUCUGGAGUAGGUCCUUCCUCCCGAUACACUUGUCAGAGCAUGUUGGCGAUAUGAGAGAUGCACAACCUUCCCAAACGGGCCGACGCUGUAAUUAUGUGAACCACGAGACGUUUUUCUGUAGCCCUUUUAAUUUUGACAGCAUUGACUUGAUAUUUUAUGACAAAAUAUCAUGUUUACAGUGUGUGCCUUUCUAUCUGUGGAAAUGUGCCUCGGGCAGAUAAAUAAAUAAAGCUAUUUUCAAUACAUUUCCUCAUACAUUCAGUACAUAUUUAGGCAUUACUUAUUUACAAUAUUCUUUCAAGGAAACAAAAUACUUUUUUCAAGCUCACAUGUUUAGCUUCUUUUUAAAGCCUCUGCUCUGACUGUAGUAUUCAAUAAGCUGUAGUUCCACAACGGCCAUUGCGUUCUUAGUAAUUC
This is a messenger RNA of Menidia menidia (Atlantic silverside), 2128 nucleotides long. NCBI's taxonomy places the organism in Eukaryota, Metazoa, Chordata, Actinopteri, Atheriniformes, Atherinopsidae. The record is from the annotation of a GenBank genome assembly.